Amphibalanus amphitrite is the source of this 3689-nucleotide messenger RNA. RefSeq names its product SWI/SNF-related matrix-associated actin-dependent regulator of chromatin subfamily A member 5-like (gene Iswi). Bases 158 to 3178 code for a protein of 1006 amino acids. Gene Ontology annotation, molecular function: ATP binding; ATP-dependent chromatin remodeler activity; histone binding. NCBI's taxonomy places the organism in Eukaryota, Metazoa, Arthropoda, Thecostraca, Balanomorpha, Balanidae. The record is from RefSeq and is a predicted model, not a curated record. The transcript has 17 exons. Gene Ontology annotation, cellular component: nucleus; chromatin. Gene Ontology annotation, biological process: nucleosome organization; regulation of transcription by RNA polymerase II.
GCCGGGCGCCAAAAAUAGCGAGCCACAUAUGCCUAAAUUCGCUGCUUUUGUUUUUACAGCAUCGCGCCCUGUGUGGUUGCCGGUGGAAGAGCGUAGAUAGCUGGUUUCGGAAGAUUUAAUUUAGGAAAGUACCUUGCUAAAAGAAGCAGUUGGCAAAAUGUCCGAACGAGAAGAAGAAAGUCCCACUCCAAUGGAGUCGGAGAAUCAGUCGAAUGCAUCAUCAGAAAAAGGAAGCGACACCUAUGAAAUUUCUAGGGAAAAGGAUCGUUCCAAGAGGUUCGACUUCUUGCUCAAACAGACGGAGAUUUUCGCCCAUUUCAUGUCUGCAUCGGGCAAGCACAAGCCGUCGUCACCGCUCAAAGUCAAACCGGGCCGGCCCAAGAAGCAGACGUCGGAGGUGCAAGAUGGAGACCAUCGCCAUCGGAUGACCGAACAGGACGAGGAUGAGGAACUUUUGGCUGCCUCCAGCAAGGGCACCAAGGCCAUCGUGCGCUUCGACGAGUCGCCUCACUACGUCAAGGGCGGAAAGAUGCGAGACUACCAGAUUCGUGGCCUGAACUGGAUGAUUGGUCUCUACGAGAACGGCAUCAACGGUAUCCUGGCUGACGAGAUGGGUCUGGGAAAAACGCUGCAGACCAUCUCCCUGCUCGGAUACAUGAAGCACUACCGCAACGUGCACGGACCUCACAUGGUGAUUGUGCCCAAGUCGACGCUGGCCAACUGGCGUAACGAGUUCGUCCGCUGGGUGCCCUCCAUGCGCGUGGUUUGCCUCAUCGGAGACCAGGAGACCAGGAACGCGUUCAUUCGCGACGUCUUGCUGCCGGGCGAAUGGGAUGUGUGCAUCACCUCCUACGAAAUGUGCAUCAAGGAGAAAUCCGUCUUCAAAAAGUUCAACUGGCGCUACAUGGUCAUCGACGAGGCUCACCGCAUCAAGAACGAGAAGUCGCUCCUGUCUCAGAUCGUCCGCGAGUUCAAGACGUCGAACCGACUCCUGCUGACGGGAACACCGCUGCAGAACAACCUCCACGAGCUGUGGGCGCUGCUCAACUUCCUGCUGCCCGACGUCUUCAACUCGUCCGAGGACUUCGACGACUGGUUCAACACCAACGAGUGUCUGGGUGACAACUCGCUGGUGGAGCGGCUGCACGCAGUGCUGCGGCCCUUCCUGCUACGCCGUCUCAAACUGGACGUGGAGAAGAGCCUGCUGCCCAAGAAGGAGGUGAAGGUGUUCAUCGGCCUCAGCAAGAUGCAGCGCGAGUGGUACACCAAGAUCCUGAUGAAGGAUAUUGACAUCGUGAACGGUGCCGGUAAGCAGGAGAAGAUGCGGCUGCAGAACAUCCUGAUGCAGCUGCGCAAGUGUUGCAACCACCCGUACCUGUUUGACGGCGCCGAGCCGGGACCGCCCUACACCACCGACUACCAUCUGGUGGAGAACAGCGGCAAGAUGGUGGUGCUGCACAAGCUGCUGCCCAAGCUGCAGGAGCAGGGCUCGCGCGUGCUCAUCUUCUCCCAGAUGACCCGCAUGCUGGACAUCCUCGAGGACUACUGCUUCUGGAAGGGCUUCUCGUACUGCCGUAUCGACGGUCAGACGGCCCACGAGGACCGGCAGCGGCAGAUCGACGAGUACAACGCGCCCGGCUCCUCCAAGUUCAUCUUCAUGUUGUCGACGCGCGCCGGCGGUCUGGGUAUCAACCUGGCCACUGCCGAUAUUGUGCUGCUGUACGACAGCGACUGGAACCCGCAGAUGGACCUGCAGGCGAUGGACCGAGCUCAUCGUAUCGGCCAGACCAAGCAGGUCAAGGUGUUCCGCUUCAUCGAGGAGAACACCGUCGAAGAGAAAAUCAUCGAGAAGGCAGAGAUCAAACUGCGUCUCGACAAAAUGGUCAUCCAGCAGGGUCGCCUGGCCGACAGCAAAACCAACGCGCUUAACAAGGACGAGAUGCUGGGCAUGAUCCGAUACGGUGCCAACCACAUCUUCGCCUCCAAGGAUUCUGAGAUCACCGAUGAGGACAUUGAUGAGAUUUUGAAGAAGGGAGAGGAAAAGACGGAGGAGCUGAACGAGAAACUCAGCAAACUGGGUGAGGAGAACCUGCGCAAAUUCACUCUGGACACGUCUGAGGACCAAUCGCUGUACAACUUCGAGGGCGAGAACUACCGUGACAAGCAAAAGAACGUGGCCGGCAUGUGGAUUGAGCCGCCGAAGCGCGAGCGCAAGGCCAACUAUGCGGUGGACGCGUACUUCAAGGAGGCGCUGCGGCAGGGCGAGACGGCCACACCCAAGGCGCCCAAGGCGCCGCGUCCGCCCAAGCAGCCUCAGGUGCAGGACUUCCAGUUCUUCCCUCCUCGGCUCUUCGAACUGCUUGACCAGGAGAUCUACCACUUCAGAAAGACACUCGGAUACAAGGUGCCGCCUAACCACGACGACCCCUCGGUGGACGUGGCGGAGGAACAGAGGAAGAUUGACGAGGCAGACGCGCUCACUGAGGAGGACCAGGCUGAGAAGGAGGCGCUACUCACAAAGGGUUUCGUCAACUGGUCCAAACGAGAUUUCAACCAGUUCAUCAAGGCCAAUGAGAAGUACGGCCGCGAUGACAUCGAGAGCAUCUCCAGAGACGUUGAAGGCAAGACGCCAGAGGAGGUGCUGGAAUACUCGUCCGUCUUCUGGGAGCGCUGCAAUGAGCUGCAGGACGUGGAGAAGAUCAUGGCGCAGAUCGAGCGAGGCGAGGCCAAGAUCCAGCGGCGCGCCGGCAUCAAGAAGGCUCUGGACGCCAAGAUGGCGCGCUACCGGGCGCCCUUCCACCAGAUGCGUAUCUCGUACGGCACCAACAAGGGCAAAAACUACACAGAGGAGGAGGAUAGGUUCCUGGUGUGCAUGCUGCACAAGCUCGGCUUUGACAAGGAGAAUGUGUAUGAGGAGCUGCGGGCUGCCGUUAGGACGGCACCCCAGUUCCGGUUCGACUGGUUCAUCAAAUCUCGCACGGCUAUGGAACUGCAGCGUCGCUGCAACACCCUCAUCACCCUCAUCGAGCGCGAGAACCAAGAGCUCGAGGAGCGCGAGCGUACCGACAAAAAGGCUCGCCGGCCCAAGUCGAGCGGCCGCGCGGAGAAACGCAAGGAGCCGCCCGGCACACCAGACAGCAAGGCAGCCGCCAAGGGCAGGAAGAAGGGUCGGGUCUGAGCGCAGUCGCCGUCCCAGGAGCGGCCGCCGCGGCACGUCAGCCUAGCUUAGACAUUCCGGUGAGCGCUGCCCGACCGCGCCGGUCCGGAGAGCACGGUGUGGCGGGGUGUAAAUCGCUCAUCUUCGCAGUCACUGCUGAUUGGCAGACAGCCAAAAUUGACCCGUGUUGUCCUCUAUAGGCGGUGUGUGUCGGGAGGGACGGUGAUUGUCUCCGUGACCGUGUAUCGUGACCGUGACUCCGCUGUGUCUCGCUGUGGAUUUCCCCGUCCGUGGGGCGCUGUGUCUAUCGUGACCCGUCGUGACCUCUGUCCGCCCCGCGUCUCCGCCGUGACCUGUCUGCUGCCUCCCGCCGCGCGGUCGCUCGCUCACCGUCAGCCCUGGUCUCAUAUGUAUUUUAGUGUCACACUCAUGCCUGUCUCGCUCGUCUUGCCUCCUCUCAUCGGCAGACUUUGGGCUGUCGGACCGCCCGGGCCGAGAGACGGAGAUGACAAUACAUGCUGUCCAGAACACA